This is a messenger RNA of Rotaria socialis, 4467 nucleotides long. The record is from the annotation of a GenBank genome assembly. Lineage: Eukaryota; Metazoa; Rotifera; Eurotatoria; Philodinida; Philodinidae.
AUGGCUCAAUGGUUCUGGCGAUGGUGCUCUUUCACUGACGUACGAUACUGGUCGAAUGAUUCUCAUUGGACAUUUGGGCCACAAGAUUAUAAUAAUUGGAAUGGUACUAAGCCAGGAAAUGAUCAAAAUAUAUUUGUUCCACGAUGUAUUUGGCUCGUGAUCGACGAUUCAUUACCGACAAUUCGUUCAUUGAGAAUUGAUGGUGUAGUCGAGUUUCAACAGGGACGAAGUCAUACUAUGUAUGUAGAUAAUAUUAUUAUCAAUGGAGGCCGAUUGAUCGCCGGUUUACCCGAAUCUCCAUUCAAUGGUAGUGUAGACAUUAUUCUUCAAGAUCGCUAUCCAGUGACGAUAACUUUACCGUACAGCUUUCCACUGUCAGAAUCUAGAACAAUAGCUGUUCUAGGUGGUCUUGAUCUGCAUGGUUCAUCACGUAAUGUUUCAUGGACGCGUAUUGCCAUAUCUGCUGAAUCAGGUGACAAUUUGAUUAUAUUGAGGGAGUCAGUAAAUUGGGUGGUCGGCGAUGAAAUUAUCAUUACCACUACCGAUAGAGCCAUCUCACAUACCGAACGACACCGUAUCGCUAGUAUCGAAAAUGGAACAAUGAUACGUACUGUAGCUCCACUUGCUUACACUCACAUAGUCUUACAACAACCAUUUUCAAAUGGGCAGAUGAUCGACAUAGCUGCAGCCGUCGGUCUAUUAACGCGUAAUGUACGUGUUAUCAACCAAAAUUCAUCUCGUAAUUUAUUCGGAUUUCGAAUUGUUGUCACGCAAUAUUGGACAAAUGUCUGGGAUUCAUCGGCAAGUACUUAUGUAUACACAUAUUACAAAGGUUAUGCUCGACUAUCGAACACACAAUUUAUUGGUUUUGGACGAUUCGAUGAAACAGACAAUAGUGAUCAACAAUCAGGUAUAUAUAUGAAUAGUUUAGGCGAUUGGAACUAUCAAAGACCUACUUACAUCGAUUCUUGUUCAUUCGAUGGCGGAUUCAAUGCAGCCAUUGGCAUGUUCACUACAAAUGGUGUACCUAUUACUAACAAUAUUAUCUACAAUACAUAUCGUUCGGGCAUCGCAAUUACAGGAAAAAAUAAUAUAGUUCAAAAUAAUCUAGUGACAACUAUCUAUUGGUCGGGCUCUGCUCAACCAACGUCGAUCGCUCAAUAUAAUAUGAAUAAUGAUGGGGCGAUCAUGUCUCGUAAUGCUGUCAGUGUAAUCAUGCAGAAUAAUCUUGUAUCUGGCGUUGAACGUUUGGCUUAUCGAAUUCAAGGUGAGGCGUGUCCUGGUACAUACACGCCAUAUAACAUUUACAAUUCCUAUUCGAACAAUGAAGCUCAUUCAGCAAUGUCCGGUGUCAAUCUUUGGCCUUUGGACAAGGGCUUUGUCUAUAGUCGAACUCUAACGCAUAUCAGUUUAGGAAGUCGAAUUAACAUUGUAAAUUCAAUAGUUAUUGGUUCAAUCACACCAAAUGAUUGUAAUGAUACAAUCGAUUCAAGUACGAAUAAUUUUCGCUUCUCUCAAAUGGCUAUACCAACUGUAUCUACAAGAUUAACAAAUGGCAAGAGUGGUGGUAGAUCGGGUAUCGUUUUCCCAACUAUUUCCACUUACAAUGGCAUGCCUAUUCGUUCGUGGAAUGGAAUUGGCAAUUAUCCUUCACUUGAUGGUGCACUGUUGAUUCGCGGUGUUACUCUGGCGUUUUUCAACGAUACUUGUGAUCGACAUGAUGUAGCCAUUCAAGUAUCGCAAAGCAAUGAUGAUGGACAGUUUCCUAUUACAACAAGUUCUAUGCUUGUGUACAAUACGCCUGCAGACAAUAUAAUUCUAAACGGGCAGCCCAAUUUGGGUGUGGUGAAUCCGAAUCAAUGUGGUGACAUGGAUUGUGAUGGUCUUAAAAAAGAUUUAGUUACUGAUACUGAUGGAACACUUUUUGGUCAACAAUCUAGCGUCUUUUCUCAAGCUGAAUCCCUCUGGGGUAAUCAACAGCAUGGUGUCGGUGACUUUCGUAUUCCCAUGGUUGCCAUGACUAAUUUAAGUGGCCAACGAAUCAAUAUCAGUUCGAUCUAUCCAUAUCGUGGUAUCAGUCGCAGUAAUUCAUGCGUUCUUCAUUCGUCUUGGGGCAUGUACCAAUGCAUUAAUAAUAAUUAUUAUAGUAUGUUGAUCAUCGAAAGUAUGGACUCAGAUACUGAAACACGGCGUCUCUCACCUAUUGCCAUCAUGUCCAGUAAUGGAUACAUCGAUCUGAUCAAUGGACCUCAAAAUCAUGCCUUUUGUAAUGGUUAUGGAUGUCGACGACGGAUUUCAACAUUCAUGGCCAUUGUUGAAUCAGGACAGACAUAUCAAAUUUAUUUAACAAGCACUCCACCUAGGAGUAUGCGUUUUCGACUUAUAAACGUUGAUUCAACAAUUAGAUGCAUUUUGGCUCUUUACUAUAAUUCAUUACAACAGAUUGAUGUCUAUGCCAAUACUGCUUACGUAUCACCAACUAAUCGGGAUCCAAAUUCGACUGUUCUGAAGCUUCUUGAACAACCUAACAGUGUCACAUUAUCGUCGACACCAGGUGCUAACUACUUUGAUAGUAGAACACAUACGUUGGCCUAUUUCUUAAUCAAUGGUAAUACAACGAUCGAUGUAAAAGUAUCUCCACUGCUAAUUCUCAAUUUUGGACUACCAGCAAUAGAUCCAGCAACGUUCUACAAUGGUGAUCUUGUCGCUAAGUUGGCUGCUGUUUUCAACAUUAGUCCUGAUAAAAUUCGACAUGUUAAUAUUACAUCAGCUUCAAAUCCAAAUCGCGGACGCCGUCAAACAUCAUCGAUUAAAUUGAAUAUCGAACUACGUGAUGAACCACGUGCUAGUUCAGUGAGCAGUGCUGGAGUUCUUGGUGAAGUUCUAUCAAAUAUUGGUUCAAGUAUCAUCAAUCGUUAUCAAACGGGUCAAUUACAAAUCGCUUGGAAAUAUUUCAAUGUAACAGGUGACGUCAUUCCUGAAAAUUUAUAUGUACAAGAACCAUUUGAUCUGUCAUCGACACCUUUGGGUAUUAUUAAUCGAACUGUACUUUUAAUUGCACCAGCCAAUUGUCGAGAGCAAAGCCCGUGUACUACUCAACCUAUACUCGUUGCUUAUGAUUCAGCAGGUAAUAUUAUUCAAAAGUUAGGUUCCAAUGAUCAUCCAUGGCAAGUUCAAGCCACUGUUAUUGGUCAAUCAUCUCAAGUUCUCUACGGUGCCAUUGCUAAUUAUUCAAAUGGACAAGUGCAAUUCAAUUCAUUCAGUUUGCCAGGCAUUGGUACCUACCAAAUUAAAUUUACUUUCAUUUCACCAAUGGAUGUUAACAGUUCAUUUUUUCUCUCGACCAAUCUGACCGUUCAGACCAAUAAUAUCGUAGUAACAGAAGCCAUUUUAGCAGGUCAACAAGUAAACAAUAUCUAUGUCGUUAACGCCAGUGAUACAUUCGAUAUUUCUGUUAUGCCAAUCGAUAAUAUCACUGGUCUUGAAUUGGGACAAAUUCAAUGGAGUAAUUGGACAUGGUCGGCAAAUGUUACACUGUACAAUUUACCAAAUUUCAAUAGUCACGGAUCACUACGCGCACAAAGUACAUCAAGAACCAUUAUUGAUGUUGCAACAGGUACUGUCACAGUUACUAAUCUAACGAUUGAUGCUACUGGCAUGUACAUCUUAAAUAUUACUUUGGUUUCAUCGGAUAAUAAACACUUUAUUCAAGUAGCAUCGAAUGCAAUUCUUGUUAAGAAUAGUACUGAUACACUUAUUGUGGAUUGGGAUCAACUAUUGAGUAACGUUACUUUUUCGGGCGACUUCGAUGCAAUUAAUGCUUCGAACCAACUUGAAAUCAAACGAGCAAUGAUCUACAAUUUCUUUAUCUUCUGCGGCAUGCCACUUAUAAGUGAUAUUACUCUACUAAAUGGUAGCGUGGUUGCAGUAUUUCAGCCUGAUGCAUUGCCUACAAAUAUUUCGGCAGCAGUGGCAAAAAUCCUAAAGAAUGCUAAUGCUGUGUCGGAUUUAACUGUUAAAUCAGUUAGUGUCAAUGGUCAGUCUUACUCAGUUUCAUCAGCAUCCAGUGGCAAUGGUGAGAGUAGUAGUUGGAGUAUUAAUUCACCGACUUUAGGAAGAAACAUUGGUCUCAUUGUUGGUCUUGUCGUUGGUCUCGGUGGCGGUUUAUUGUUAACCAUUGGUAUUGUUUGGCUCCGCCAUAAGCAUAAACAAAUGAAUGCUCAUCGUCGCCUUGCAGAUGAACCUAUGAACAACAAAAUCUUGACAAGUGAUGAUCAACAGAAAACACAAUCAUCGAACGUGGAGGCACAUACGAUCCAGCUUGAAAUGGAAACUAAUGUAUUAUGUCCUGAACGUAUUCCAUCUCCAUCGGUCAAUCGUAUCGGUUCAGGUCGACACAACGAAAACGUUCAAUCUCAACCAUUGGCAACGAAUACAAAUGAUAUGGAAUUAAUCGCAUUCGAUUGA